ACAGGAGAUUCAACCUUUGGAUCGAUGAAAUCAAAGGAAGGUGCCAAAAUGCAGGCGUGCUUUCUUUCUAUUAGCCCAUUCUCUCUCAUUCGUUCAUUCAUUGUCUUGUCUUUGUCUUUGUCUUUGUCUUUGAAGCUUCACAUAUAUUUCAAUUGAGGACAACUCACAUUCUUUUGUCCGAAGCACAAGGAAUUAUGUCUUUUUAAACACAUUUAAAAUCCAACGCUAGCCAAUUCGAGACUCAUCCUCUUCAGAUGAAAGCCUGCUGAGUAAGCCCACCUCAACUAGUUGUAGUUACCUUUUUCGGACGCCCCUUUUUACCUCACAUGGGUUUCAUGGUCAUGACCCUUUUGACUGUAAGGACAGCGUGCUCUUAUUAAUUGAGCUUUCAAUCGUUUCGCACAAAGCCUGCUCCCGGGGAUCUUUUGUUUGAUCAUAUUUGGAUCUGAACUUAUCCUCUGCAGCAAACAAAGGAAGAAACCCUUUGGAAAUUUUGAUGGUAUGGAUGCAAACAUGGGAGAUUCAGAGUGGAGGGAAAUUGGAGCAGGGAAUAAUAAUCAACAGCCCCAGCAGCAACAGCAACUUUCAGCAUCAUCGCAGACUCCUGAGAUUUGGGAGGAGAUUUACAGGAGACUUGUGGAGACAGAGAACGAGGUUGUCAACACUUCAAACUUUGCAGAGCAGUUGCAAGCUCAUUUUAACCGUUUACCUCCCAGGUAUGCAAUGGAUGUGAAUAUAGAGAGGCCAGAGGAUGUUCUCAUUCAUCAAAAGCUACUUGAACUUGCUCUAAUACCAGAAAAUCGUCCUGUCUUCUAUGUUCAAUCUUCAGAGCGGGUGGUGGUUAGGCUGGACGAAAAUGAGGAGCAGCCUCAGUCAGUGGCAGAUAGUGCCCCAUCUACACCUGAAGACACUCUUUGUUCGGAUCACUCAAGUUUUAAUGAGGGGCAUCAAACAACUCCUGAGACGUGUAUGAAAUUUAAAGAUUUGAUUCUGGAUGCUGGAAAUAUUAUUCUUGAAGACAGAAAAGUAGUGAAGAAUAGCUCCUCUAAGAGACAAAUACCUGUGCAGAUACCGAUACAUGAAAUAACAUUUUCAACAAUUGACAAGCCAAAGCUGCUCAGUCAGCUAUCGGCUUUGCUCGGAGACAUAGGUUUGAAUAUCCGUGAAGCUCAUGUAUUCUCCACAAAUGAUGGGUACUCUCUGGAUGUAUUUGUAGUUGAUGGCUGGAAAUCAAAGGACAUAAGCAGUCUGUAUAAAGCGCUGGAGGAGGCUGUUGCCAGUACAGAGAAGGAUUCAUGGUCAAGGAUUUCUCCAUCAUCAACUCCAAUUGAAAGGUUGUUACCGAGUGGCAGCACACCAUUUGAUGACUGUGAAGUUGAUAGAAAACUAUUAAAGAUGGAAAGAAAAGUGGCAUCUGGUUCCUGUGGGGAUCUGUACCGUGGGACGUAUCUUGGUGAGGAUGUUGCAAUUAAAGUCCUUAAGCAAGAACGUCUUAAUGAAGCUCUCGAGCAGGAAUGUAUUCAGGAAAUUAUGAUCUUACAGAAUGUUAGACACAAGAAUGUUGUUCGAUUCAUUGGGGCUUGUACAAAGCCACCUCAUAUAUGUAUAAUUACAGAAUAUAUGUCUGGAGGGAGUCUUUAUGAUUACCUGCGCAGGCAAGAGGGCCCCUUGCAGUUGCCAACACUGAUAAAAUAUGCAAUUGAUGUCUCCAAAGGAAUGGAAUACUUGCAUGAAAACAAGAUCAUUCAUAGGGAUCUAAAAGCAGCGAAUCUACUAAUGGAUAAAAACUAUGUUGUUAAAGUUGCAGAUUUUGGAGUUGCCCGUUUCCUGACUCAGAAUAAUGGAACAAUGACAGCAGAAACAGGAACAUAUAGAUGGAUGGCGCCUGAGGUUAUCAAUCAUCAGCCAUAUGAUCAAAAGGCAGAUGUUUUCAGUUUUGCAAUAGUCCUAUGGGAGUUAUUGACAGCUAAGCUUCCUUAUGAUUCUCUGACACCAUUACAAGCUGCGUUAGGUGUUAGACAGGGUUUGCGGCCUCCCAUUCCCGAAAACACACACCCAAAAGUAGCAGCAAUACUAGAGCAAUGUUGGCAUGAGGAUCCUACUAAGCGGCCAAGCUUUUCCGAGAUAACAAUAAUGCUUGAGAAAAUUCUGAAAGAGGUUGGUCAGAGAGACGAUUAAACAAAGUACUACAGAUACAACUAAUAUGGGAUGGGCUUAUGCUUUCUGUACAUAUAUGAGAUUUAGGUGGUUGUUUCGGAGUUAAAACAUCACAAGCACACUUUUGAGGCGGCAUGGAAGGGUAUUUUUGGUUUACGAAUGUGAGCAACCUUUUUUUCCUUAUAAUUGUCAUGUUGGACCAAAAGUAUUUUGUGAUAUUGCAACUUUGCAGAAGCCAAAUUUUGAUUGUAAUUUUGGCUUUUGUUCAUACGUAAAUAUUAGCAAAUUGUAUCUCAUGAAAGUCAUUCUGUGAUAUCUUAGCUAUGUUUGAACAUUCAUGCCCGUUAGUAAAAUAGAUGUAAAGUAUUCGAAAUAUAUCCGAUAAGUUUUUAUAAUAUCAUUGAAAAAUAUAUGCAUGGAACAAUUUGCCAUAAGAGGAUGCCUAGAACGUAUGUAAAUCCUUAGUCUAUAAGGUAUGAACAAUUUAUAUUUGUUUUUGAAUGA
Molecule: messenger RNA, 2661 nt
Organism: Cryptomeria japonica (Japanese cedar)
Lineage: Eukaryota; Viridiplantae; Streptophyta; Pinopsida; Cupressales; Cupressaceae
Product: serine/threonine-protein kinase STY46
Exons: 17
Coding region: 502-2178 (558 amino acids)
Biological process (GO): protein phosphorylation
Molecular function (GO): ATP binding; protein kinase activity
Source: RefSeq, a predicted model, not a curated record